Molecule: messenger RNA, 2567 nt
Organism: Etheostoma spectabile (orangethroat darter)
Lineage: Eukaryota; Metazoa; Chordata; Actinopteri; Perciformes; Percidae
Gene: pcif1
Product: phosphorylated CTD interacting factor 1
Cellular component (GO): nucleus
Molecular function (GO): mRNA (2'-O-methyladenosine-N6-)-methyltransferase activity; RNA polymerase II C-terminal domain binding
Source: RefSeq, a predicted model, not a curated record
AGCUGGACACCAGCUGCGCAUGCGCAGUGGAUCUCUCUGGGUCCCCGUAAAGAUGUCUGAGCAGGCGGGGAGGGAGCGGAGCGGAGGACCCGAAACAAGCGGACAGAACCUGCGACUCUCUGCAACUAAACCGGCUAAGGUAGGUGAUGUGUUUCUGACGGGCUGCGGAGAUGUCCAAUGACAGCCAGCCAUCGGUGAAGGGGGAGGCGUCUCCUUCUAGCUCCGCCUCCUCCCAGGACCCGCCCCUUUCCCCCUCCACCACCUCCAAACCACCGGAGCUCCCAGAUGAGCUGGUCCAGGCUGGGUGGUCUAAGUGCUGGUCUUGCUGGUCUAGGAGGGAGAACCGACCCUAUUACUUCAACAGAUUCACCAAUCAGAGCCUGUGGGAGGUGCCGGUGCUGGGCCAGCAUGAUGUCAUCUCUGAUCCUUUAGGUCUGAAUGCGGCUCCAGCAGAGGGUGGAGCUGGAGACGGUAACCUUGGUAACGGCCAGAGGAAGAGGAGGAUCUCUGAGGAGCAGGGGGCGGGGCCUAACAGCAUCAAACGAGUCAAGGCGGAGCCAACAACGCCCAUUUCUCCCAGCACACCCGGCGCCAAACACUGGAGCUCCGCCCCCGAGGACAAACCGCCCCUCCCGGCCACGCCCACAACCCCGAGCCCCGCCCCCGCGCCCUACAGGCCCGCUGUGAUCUACUGGGACCUGGACACCCAGACCAACGCUGUGAUCCGGGAGCACCCCCCCGCCCACCACCUGCCCCCCCACCCUGAGAUCGAGCUGCAGAGAGCGCAGCUCGUCACCAAGCUCCGCCAGCACUACCACGAGCUGUGCCACCAGAGAGAAGGCAUCGACCCCCCCCGGGAGUCGUUUAACCGCUGGCUGCUGGAGAGGAAGGUGGUGGACAAAGGUCACGACCCCCUGCUGCCCAGCGACUGUGACCCCGUCAUCUCACCCUCCAUGUUCAGAGAGGUCAUGAACGACAUCCCCAUCAGGUUGUCUCGUAUAAAGUAUAAAGAAGAAGCCAGGAAGCUGCUGUUUAAAUACGCUGAAGCUGCCAAGAAGAUGAUUGACUCCAGGAAUGCGAGUCCAGAGAGCAGGAAGGUGGUGAAGUGGAACGCGGAGGACACCAUGAGCUGGCUGCGCAGAGACCACUCCGCCAGCAAGGAGGACUACAUGGACCGUCUGGAGCACCUGAGGCAGCAGUGCGGUCCUCACGUCACCGCGGUGGCCAAAGACUCGGUGGAGGGGAUCUGCUCCAAGAUCUACCAGCUGUCUGCAGAGUACAGCCGCCGGCUGAGACAGACGCACCUGGGCCUGCUGCAGGACCCGCCCCCCACAGAGGCGUCCCCGGCGUCCUCCCAGCAGCCCCGGCUGGUCUACUGUUACCCGGUGCGUCUGGCUAUCCCGUCCCCCCCGCUGCCUCGGGUGGAGCUGCACUUUGAGAACGACAUGGCGUGUCUGCGCUUCAAAGGAGAGAUGGUGAAAAUCAACAGGGGACACUUCAGCAAGCUGGAGCUGCUGUACAGGUACAGCUGUAUAGACGACCCCCGGUUCGAGAGGUUCCUUCCCAGAGUCUGGUGCCUCCUGAAGAGAUACCAGGUGAUGUUUGGCAGCGGUGCUAACGAGGGGACGGGGCUGCAGGGGGCCCUCCCGGUGCCGGUCUUCGAGGCCCUGGUCCGACAGUUCGGCGUCACCUUCGAGUGUUUCGCGUCCCCGUUGAACUGCUACUUCAAACAGUUCAGCUCGGCCUUCCCAGACACAGACGGGUUCUUCGGGUCCAGAGGGCCGUUCCUGUCUUUCUGUCCAGUCAGCGGCUCGUUUGAAGCAAACCCUCCAUUCUGUGAAGAGCUGAUGGACGCCAUGGUGACGCACUUUGAGGGCCUGCUGGAGAAGUCCUCUGAGCCCCUGUCCUUCAUCGUCUUCGUCCCUGAGUGGCGUGACCCCGUGACCCCGGCUCUGACCCGCAUGGAGGCGAGUCGCUUCCUGAGACACCAGCUGACGGUCCCGGCCUACGAGCACGAGUACCUCGGCAGCCAGCACGUCUGCAAGAGAGAGGACAUGUACUACCGGGCGGUCCACGGCACGGCGGUCCUGUUCCUCCAGAACGAAGCGGGUUUUGUGAAGUGGGCUCCGACCGCCGAGCGUCUGGCGGAGCUGACGGCGGCGUACCGCCCCUCCCCCGGUCGCCCCCCCUCCCUGUCCUCACCUGGCCCCGCCCCCGUUGCUCCUGGAGACAAAGACUCCGCCCCCAAGGCAGCUGACAUGACGCAGAGCGCCGUGAUGUCACCGGGUGGCCAUGACGACAACAACAACAACAACAACAACAACAACAACAACAGCAGUAGCAGCAGCAGUCCCCAAGACAAGAUGGCCGCCAUGUAGCGAGGACGUGGCGUCCGUCCAGAUUGUCCCUCACCAGCACCUGUAGCACACCCUCCGCUUCUGUCCACACCCACAAUGCUGUUCUGCCGCCUCCAGGGGGCGGGGCCCAAGUUAACCCUUUCUGAUUGGUCCGGCAAUAACGCAAACCUCUUCAUUCACCCGUGAUGUCACCCGUGAUGUCACUGGAGG